This is a messenger RNA of Sinocyclocheilus grahami, 671 nucleotides long. Its product is annotated as cell growth regulator with EF hand domain protein 1-like. The transcript has 3 exons. Gene Ontology annotation, molecular function: calcium ion binding. The record is from RefSeq and is a predicted model, not a curated record. Bases 1 to 435 code for a protein of 144 amino acids. NCBI's taxonomy places the organism in Eukaryota, Metazoa, Chordata, Actinopteri, Cypriniformes, Cyprinidae.
AUGGUAGAUACAAAAGUAUUUUUCCUUUUCUCUCUGUACGACUAUGACAGAAGUGGGCAGAUGGAUGGCCUUGAACUGAUGCAACUACUGACAGAUUUUCUGACUUGCCAAGAAAUGUCACCAAAGUCUUCAGAUUCUGUUGUAUCUUUAGUGGAUUAUCUGCUACAAACUCAAGAUCUGAACCAGGAUGGACUACUGGCUCCUUCAGAGCUGUUAUCCACGCUAGACCAUCAGCAAGAAAACAAAAUUGUUCCCCCGGAUCCACCUGCUGAGGAAGCCUUAAAUCAGGAACAAACACCUACAAAAUCAGAGAACAGAGUUUCUGAAACUCACCAACAAGAUGUAGAGGUCAACCAACAGUCUGAACAUGAAAAUGGGACACAAGACUCCACUAAAGAAAACAUGGAGGCUGAGAAAUCACAACCAGAUACCUGAAAAGCUUGAAGAACAUCAGGACCAACUGCAGCCUCCUGUAGAGCAGAAGCUGCAAGAUGAUCAUCAGGAACCGAAGAAAAUACCAGUCCAUCAAGAGUAACCAGAGAUAUACCAAAUUAAGCAUGACGUGCAACUUUAGAGACUUGUACAAAUCAGCCAUACAUUGGAAAACACUUACCUGCUGCAUAAACUGUACGACUGAUGCAUAAUUUAAUUCUGGAUAUACUAAAAGUUAU